AUGAGAGCUGUCGCUCAGCAGAUGUUCCGGACCUGCGACACACUUUUCUCUCGAAAAAUGUCAACGGAUGCUGUGGAGGCCCGGCCAUCCAACAUCGAGACGGCAGCACAGAUGGACAACGUCCUUCAUCUUCCCAGCUCUUCACAAACGUUCAACGUGGGAGCAGUGAUGGAGAGGGCCCACCACGGCGGUGGAUGGCUCCUGUCUGGCAUCAUCGGCGUCAACAUCCUGACCCUGGGCUGCGCUCUGGUGAGCGGCAGUGCCUUCAACAGCGUGGCCAUUACUGCUGUGCACCGGCAAAUCUUCCUCAUCAUUCUCCUCCUCCUCACGAUGUUGUGGAUGCUGUUUUACGCAGUCGUCACCUCGAAAAAGGAUCAAGCCGUCUUGUUUAAAGAUGGCCAUGCGGGGCCUGUGUGGCUCCGAGGCGGACUUCUGCUAUUUGGGUUUCUCAGUCUCCUCAUGGACAUCUUCAAGAUCGCCACCUAUGUGGGCUACCUUCACUGUGAUUCUGCUGUUAAAGUCGCCUUUCCUGUUGUGCAAGCUGUAUUUCUUAUUGUGCAGACAUACUUCCUGUGGUUUCAUGCAAAGGACUGUGUGCAACGACACACAAAUUUUACACGGUGUGGGCUUACUCUUCUGCUUUCAACUAACCUGGUGGUGUGGAUGGCAGCCGUGACUGAGGAAUCGAUUCACCAAACUGAGAUUCCAGACCUAGAUGUCAAUGUCUCACACAAGAUGUACAGAGCCAGCUAUGGUAGCGUGAAGUGUAAAUGCAGUCACUCGGCGUGCGACACCUUCAAAGACGCCUUCUACUACCUCUACCCCUUCAACAUUGAAUACAGCCUAUUCGCUUCUGCUAUGGCCUACGUCAUGUGGAAAAAUAUUGGUCGCCUUGUGGGGGACCACAGACGGCAAAGCGUCAAGUUCUAUCCAAAGGAUGUGCGCGUUGGACCCGUUAUGGGAUUACUCCUGGCGGUGGCAGGACUUGUCACAUUCGUAGUGUACGAGGUGGACAUAUUGACGGAAGACGAGAAGAACAGAAACCGGGCCCUGCUGAUUCAUUUCAUCAUGAAUAUAGUGAUAGUGAGCCUGAUGUGCCUCUCCACCGUGAUUGGCUGCAUCUUGUUCAGGCUGGACCACAGGGAGCACGUAUCGGAGAAAAACCCCACUCGCAGCCUGGACGUGGGGCUCCUGGUGGGAGCCUCGAUGGGGCAGAUCAUCAUCAGCUACUUCGCCAUCGUGGCGGCGGUGGCGACGGGAGCCAGAGGGUACCUGAACGCCCUCAACCUGUCCUGGGCGGUGCUGACGGUGCUCCAGCUCGGUCUGCAGAACUACUUCAUCGUCGAAGGCCUCCAUCGAGAGCCUUUCCACGUGAUGCAGGAAGCCGCUCUGCACACAAAUGCUCACGCCGUCCGGGAACAUCCAGAGAUGAGCGUUGUUCCGGAGAGGCAAAAGUCCAAAUACUCCAUGACUUCAAGUCCCGAGACGUUAAGUUGGAAGAGGAGAGUAUUGAAAGAAGUCUGUGUCUUUCUGCUGCUUGCUAACAUCAUUCUGUGGAUCAUGCCCGCCUUCGGUGCUCGUCCCCAGUUUGAUCAUCCCAUUGAAAUAAAAUUCUACAAAUUCACAAUGUGGUCAGCCAUCGUGAAUAUUGGACUUCCUUUUGGAAUCUUCUACCGCAUGCACUCUGUCGCCAGUCUCUUUGAAGUGUACUUGAUCUCUUAG
This is a messenger RNA of Cyclopterus lumpus (lumpfish), 1722 nucleotides long. RefSeq names its product otopetrin 2 (gene otop2). Gene Ontology annotation, molecular function: proton channel activity. Gene Ontology annotation, cellular component: membrane. The transcript has 7 exons. Gene Ontology annotation, biological process: proton transmembrane transport. Bases 1 to 1722 code for a protein of 573 amino acids. The record is from RefSeq and is a predicted model, not a curated record. Lineage: Eukaryota; Metazoa; Chordata; Actinopteri; Perciformes; Cyclopteridae.